AAACGCGUUUCUAAGUAUACUUUCCUUUAUUUGUUUGAAUCUAUUAUUUUCCUUUUCAUUUAGUUGGCAAAAAGGAAAUCUAUUCAAAUAUGUGAUUCUGAUUAAGAAUUACGGAUUAUAUGUUAUCUGUUGUGUUAGAAGCUUCUAUUUAUCUUUUGAUAAAUAGUUUUGGUUAUGUCCUUACCAAAUUUAAAAUUUUCAAAAUCUGUAUAACAACUAAAAUCACAACAAUUGCCUUUUAAAAACAGUAACAUCGUACUAAAUUCACAAAGUAUCUAAAAGAGUUCAUCGAUGCAGUAGCCUACAUAUCUCCAGUCACUGCUCAAUGAGUCUACUGACUCUACUCUUGUCUGACCAUCUCUGCCAACAAUACAAAAAUAAUGCUGGCCAUUAUGAAAACACAAGAGAUAGUACAAGUUUUACUUCUAAAGGAAUCCCUGUGAUGGCUUUGGUUGAUGAAAGGAAGUUUGGUGGUAAACUUUAUUCUCUAUAUAAGUUUCCUUUUAACCGGGGGAUCCACUUGGAAUCAAUUCUAUUGAUGGAAUCAGGAGAUAAACUUUUGCUGUUUGUGGUGAGCAGUUCUUGGUAAAGAGAUUCAUUGGCUUCACAAAGGUUUUAGUGUAAUUAAUCAUAGUGUAAACUGUACAUUUUAUCUGUUCUUUCAUGCUGAGUAGUGAGUAUAAAUUAAAAGGGGUUGUCAUAACCGGACUAAACCAACUCGAGUCCUGGAAUCAGAAUUGAUUAGAUUCGAUGUAUGGUUUGAUAACGUGUGAUAACUUAUGAAGUUAAGAUAGAUGCGUAACCUGUCGUCUUCCUUGUGCCGUUUAUACAAAAAUACAAAAGUACAAAUAUCAAGGUAAGGAGCUUAGAACAACACUAAAGAUAGUAAUAAAAGGAGUUGUAAGAUAUAUAUCAUGUUUUUUUGGUUUGUAUAUCAUGUUUUUUUUACACACAUAUAUCAUGUUUUUAAUUGAAGAUAUUGAUGUUGUAAGAUAGAUUAAUUCUAGCCACACUAUCAACACGAUAUUUGUUGAAUAUAAUGACUAUCGGGGGGUCAUGGAGUUAGCGAGGUAUUAACUGUCAUGGAGCCAUCUCAACGUAACACCGAAACGCCGUCGUUUCACUAUGCCACAGUCCCUGUUGAUUCCAGCGGGCGAGCCACCGUGUUCCGACCGUUCUCUCUCUCCUCCCCCCACUCACGCGCCUUUCACCUAGCGUGGCUCUCACUCUUCUCAUGCUUCUUCUCCACCUUCUCCAUCCCUCCUCUAAUCCCCGUCAUCUCCUCCGACAUCCGCCUCUCCGCGUCCGCCGUAUCCGCCGCCGGAACCGCCUCCUUCGCCGGCUCCAUCUUCUCCCGCCUCGCCAUGGGCCCGCUCUGCGAUCUCAUCGGCCCGCGCACCUCCUCCGCGAUCCUCUCUUUCCUCACCGCUCCAGCCAUCCUCUCCACCGCCUUCGUCUCCUCUCCCACUUCCUUCGUCCUCGUCCGCUUCUUCGUCGGCUUCUCGCUCGCUAACUUCGUCGCUAAUCAGUACUGGAUGUCCUCCAUGUUCUCCGGCAACGUCGUCGGUCUCGCUAACGGCGUCUCCGCCGGUUGGGCUAACGUCGGCGCUGGUCUCUCUCAGCUCCUUAUGCCUAUUCUCUACACGACCAUCGCUGAGUUCCUCCCACGCGAUGUCUCUUGGCGCGUGUCUUUCGUGUUCCCCGCCGUUUUCCAGGUGGUAACCGCCGUACUAGUUCUCAUCUACGGACAAGACACUCCCGACGGUAAGAGAAAAGCCUACAAAGACAGAACUCAGUUAGAAGAAGAUGAACGUUCAAGUUUUGUCCGAAUCCUUCUCGACGGACUCGGAGACUACAGAGCGUGGAUUCUAGCUUUGCUGUACGGUUACUCGUUCGGCGUCGAGCUCACGACGGACAACAUGAUCGCCGGAUACUUCUACGAGCGUUUCGGCAUGAAUCUUGAGGCGGCGGGGACGAUCGCGGCGAGUUUCGCGAUAUCGAACGUCGCGUCGCGGCCGGCGGGAGGGAUGGUUUCGGACUUGCUGGGGAAAAGGUUCGGGAUGAGAGGGAGGCUGUGGGGGCUGUGGAUAGUGCAGUCGGUGGCUGGGUUGUUGUGUUUGUUACUCGGACGAGUCAACUCGCUCUGGGGAUCAAUCGCCGUUAUGUGGGUGUUCUCUAUAUUCGUCCAAGCUGCUUCUGGUCUCAUCUUUGGUGUCGUCCCCUUCGUCUCCACAAGAUCGCUAGGAGUGGUGGCGGGAAUGACGGGAAGUGGUGGAACUGUAGGAGCGGUGGUGACACAGGUUUUGUUGUUUUCCGGCGAUAAUGUUAGAAAGCAAAGAAGCAUUUCACUUAUGGGGUUAAUGACUUUUGUCGCGUCUCUUUCUGUCACGCUUAUUUACUUUCCACGAUGGGGUGGAAUCUUUUGUGGUCCUUCUUCGUCUUCCGAAUGCGAUGAUUGUUCCCAGCGGCUACUUGGAGACGAGGAAGAGGACGACGAUAAGGUGGUGAUUAGUGGUAGACUACGUCCCGUUUGUUGAUUCUCGCAACUACUAUGCGUUUCGACUAAACCAAUGUGUAAUAAACUUGUCAAGUGUGUGUAUAUAUGUAAUAGCUGAGUUUAUGCAUGUUGUGGUCAGGCUGAAGAAAACGAGGUGUGGUACUUUAUACAUGUAAAGCUGAGUUUAUAUACAUAUCGAAUUGAUAAAAUGUUGUAUUCAAGUUUAGAGAUUGAAUUGUCAACUUGAUUACCUGUUGUAGACU
Molecule: messenger RNA, 2760 nt
Organism: Brassica rapa (field mustard)
Lineage: Eukaryota; Viridiplantae; Streptophyta; Magnoliopsida; Brassicales; Brassicaceae
Product: high affinity nitrate transporter 2.7
Biological process (GO): transmembrane transport
Molecular function (GO): nitrate transmembrane transporter activity
Source: RefSeq, a predicted model, not a curated record